Molecule: messenger RNA, 1921 nt
Organism: Corylus avellana
Lineage: Eukaryota; Viridiplantae; Streptophyta; Magnoliopsida; Fagales; Betulaceae
Product: aspartyl protease family protein 1-like
Biological process (GO): proteolysis
Molecular function (GO): aspartic-type endopeptidase activity
Source: RefSeq, a predicted model, not a curated record
CUCUCUCAAACGACUGCCGUUUCUCCCUCCUCCUCUUCCUCCUUCUUCUUCUUCUUCUUCUUCUUCUGGUGAAAACGCGUCAACUUCCUAACUGUAUAUAAACCUUUAACACUCCCCAUUCCUUUCAUGUCUAAAUUGACAGAACUCACUCACACGCACUCUCGGCGACAUCACCUUCUAUUCUAAGCCAUGGCCUGGCCUCGCAGUAUUGUUGCAUUUACGUACUAUUCCCUUAUACUAUUCGUUUUGUUGGUGGGUUUCGGUUCCCGGAGCUGCUAUGGGUUCGGGUCGCAGUUCGGGUUCGGCAUCCACCACCGGUUCUCCGAUCCGGUCACGGGACUUCUGGGUGUCGAGGGGCUCCCGGAGAAAGGGAGCUUAGGGUACUACGUGGCCAUGGCACACCGAGACCACAUAAUUCGGGGCCGCCACCUCGCCUCCAGCAACGACCAGUCGUUGCCGCUUACUUUCGCCAGUGGAAACGACACCUUACUCCUCCCCUCUUUGGGAUAUUUGUAUUAUGCCAAUGUUUCCGUUGGGACGCCAAGUUUAUGGUUUUUGGUGGCAUUAGACACCGGCAGUGAUUUGCUCUGGCUACCAUGCGAUUGUAAGAAAGACGGUUGCAUUACUGACUUACAGUCAUCAUCAGGGAAGGUAAACCUUAACAUUUACAGCCCUAAUAGUUCAUCAACAAGCGGAAUAGUGUCCUGCAAGAGUCCCUUGUGCGGACAAACUCAAUGCCCUUCAGCAAGCAGUAAUUGUGCUUAUAAAGUUGCGUAUCUUUCUAGUAACACUUCAUCUACUGGGAUUUUGGUGGAGGAUGUUUUGCACUUGAUUACAGAUGAUACUCAACUAAAGGAAGUUGAUGCUACGAUUACUUUUGGUUGUGGUCAAAGUCAGACUGGUACUUUUUUGGAGGGUGGAGCACCAAACGGUCUAUUUGGGCUUGGUAUGGAGGAUGUAUCUGUUCCUAGCACCUUAGCAAGAAAUGGGCUAGCUUCAGAUUCUUUUUCCAUGUGUUUUGGACCUGAUGGGUUGGGGAGAAUCGCUUUUGGAAAUAAUGGCAGCUCAGACCAAAAAGAAACGCCAUUCAAUGUCGGGCAAUCACAUCCAACUUAUAACAUCAGCAUCACUCACAUAACUGUGGGAAAAAAUUCUUCUGAGCUGGGGUUCAGUGCAAUCUUUGACUCUGGUACAUCGUUUACAAGCCUAGCCGACCCAGCUUAUACUUUUAUUUCUGAGAGUUUCGAUUCCCAAAUUCAAGAAAAGCGGCAUGCAUCUGAUUCUCAGCUCCCCUUUGAAUAUUGUUAUACCUUGAGUUCAACUCAAAACGUCUAUAGUAUUCCUCAAGUGAAUCUGACAAUGAAAGGUGGAGCCGUGUAUUUUCUCACUAAUCCCACAGAAGGGCUCUCUAUUCAGGGUGAAAAUGUGUAUUGUCUGGCUCUUCUCAAAAGCGAAGAUAUAAACAUCAUAGGACAAAACUUCAUGGCUGGUUAUCAGAUUGUUUUUGAUCGCAAGAGAUUGGUGUUGGGUUGGAAGGACUCCAACUGUUACGAUGAUGAGAAUUCGAACACUCUAGCAGUCAGUCCAUCACACUCUCCUGCCGGUUCCCCCGCUGCCGUCAUCAACCCAGAAGCCAAAAAUAAUGGAAACAGUACUAGUUUACCUGUGCCAUCACCAUCCAAUCAUUCACCCAAGUUGAAGUUUUUUACUUACACUCUCACAAUGAUUUUUGUUUCAUUUUUUGCCAUUUUUUGAUCAAUUCUUUUUAUUUGCUGAGGCUUAUCUCGACCCCUGUAUCAUAUUCAUUGAUAUGCAUUGUAUUUCAGGUCAUUACAGCAUUUUUUUCUUCAAACAAUAAGAAUAAGCAUGUUGGCUUCUCUCUUUUUACCCUUUUUAUUUUUUUUAUUUUUUCCUGUGUGUU